Messenger RNA from Saccoglossus kowalevskii, 1137 nucleotides. RefSeq lists its product as uncharacterized. Gene Ontology annotation, biological process: regulation of transcription by RNA polymerase II. Gene Ontology annotation, molecular function: DNA-binding transcription factor activity, RNA polymerase II-specific; RNA polymerase II cis-regulatory region sequence-specific DNA binding. The record is from RefSeq and is a predicted model, not a curated record. Lineage: Eukaryota; Metazoa; Hemichordata; Enteropneusta; Harrimaniidae.
AUGCUGAAUAGUAGGAAAAAGAUGAUGGUUUGUGAAAAAAGUAAGAAGAGUGUUACUGAGUCAAUAAUUAUGCAAACAAACACCGAUGACAAGCCUUUUCGUUGCACGAAAUGUAAGAAGACCUGCACCUAUUCAAGUCAUCUCAAACAACAUAUGCGAACACAUACCAAUGUGAAGUCUUAUCAUUGUGAACAAUGUGAAAAGAGUUUUACCACAUCAAGUAAUCUUAAAUGUCAUAUACGAACCCAUACCAAUGAGAGGCCUUAUCAUUGUGAGCAAUGCAAGAAAUGUUUUAGCCAAUUAGGUAACCUCAAACAACAUUUACGAACACAUACCAAUGAGAAGCCUUAUCAUUGUGAACAAUGUAAAAAGAGUUAUACCACAUCACAAUAUCUCAAAUAUCAUAUACGAACACAUACCAAUGAGCGGCCUUAUCAUUGUGAACAAUGUGAAAAACGUUUUACCACAUCAAGUCAUCUCAAAUAUCAUAUACGAACACAUACCAAUGAGAGGCCUUAUCGUUGUGAACAAUGUGAAAAGAGUUUUACCCAAUCAAUUCAUCUCAAACGGCAUAUACGAACACAUACCAAUGAGAGGCCUUAUCAUUGUAAACAAUGUGAAAAGAGUUUUGCCACAUCAAGUAAUCUCAAACAACAUGUACGAACACAUACCAAUGAGAAGAAAUAUCAAUGUGAUCAAUGUGAAAAGAGUUUUACCCAAUCAAGUCAUCUUAAAUACCAUAUACGAACACAUAACAUGGAAAUCUCAAAUUUAUUUACUUUGCAUAAUAGCUUAAGCACGAGAAGACGUGAAAAUAAACCUGAAAAUUGUUUUUCCAUAAAUAAUGGUAAUUCAGUAGAGCAGUUUAAGUGUCGUCAUUGUGAGUGUAUAUACAGUCAAUUAUCUCAUGAAAGAAACUCAUUAAUUAUUCACAGAGAGAAGAAAUAUACAUAUAGAUGGAAAUCUGUAAAUGGUGAAAAUCAGUUCACUGUCACACUCAACGUACAAGAUGAGUGUUCAGAUGUGGAAGAACAGAAACGAUUGUUUAUUACGCAUACUGGGUUCAUUGUUGAGAAGAGAAUUCACAAACAAAUAGAAGAAUUCAGAUUGUACAGCCACAGGGUUGAUAAGUGCUGA